Messenger RNA from Staurois parvus, 444 nucleotides. Lineage: Eukaryota; Metazoa; Chordata; Amphibia; Anura; Ranidae. The record is from the annotation of a GenBank genome assembly.
CCUCCCCUUCAGUCUUGUACAGGUGUACCAGCUCCUCCCCUUCAGUCCUGCACAGGUGUACCUGUUCCUCCCCUUCAGUCUUGUACAGGUCUGCCAGCUCCUCCCCUUCAGUCUUGUACAGGUGUACCGGCUCCUCCCCUUCAGUCUUGUACAGGUCUACCGGCUCCUCCCCUUCAGUCUUGCACAGGUCUACCGGCUCCUCCCCUUCAGUCUUGUACAGGUGUACCGGCUCCUCCCCUUCAGUCUUGCACAGGUCUACCGGCUCCUCCCCUUCAGUCUUGCACAGGUCUACCGGCUCCUCCCCUUCAGUCUUGCACAGGAGUACCGGCUCCUCCCCUUCAGUCUUGCACAGGAGUACCGGCUCCUCCCCUUCAGUCUUGCACAGGUGUACCGGCUCCUCCCCUUCAGUCUUGCACAGGAGUACCGACUCCUCCCCUCCAGUCU